Coccomyxa subellipsoidea C-169 is the source of this 1798-nucleotide messenger RNA. RefSeq lists its product as hypothetical. The record is from RefSeq and is a predicted model, not a curated record. Bases 1 to 1779 code for a protein of 592 amino acids. Lineage: Eukaryota; Viridiplantae; Chlorophyta; Trebouxiophyceae; Coccomyxaceae. Gene Ontology annotation, biological process: protein phosphorylation. Gene Ontology annotation, molecular function: protein binding; ATP binding; protein kinase activity. The transcript has 14 exons.
AUGCUAUGGAAGGGGCUGAUAUUCUUCACAGGCAGCGCGUCUCCGGGACGGGAAAUUCCCAUUGUGCAUCGCAUCAUCAAAGUGCAUGAGAAGCAGCCUGGGACUGGGAAGAUCGAUGACACCCUCAUUCUGACAAAGGGAGACAAUAAUCCUGGCGAUGACAGGGUGCUUUACAAUCCAGGGCAGAUGUGGCUCCAUAAAGAUCACCUCAUGGGCCGAGUAGUGGGGUACAUGCCAUACAUUGGCAUGGCGACAAUUGUCAUGAACGAUUACCCCUAUAUGAAAUACCUGCUGCUGGGCGUACUGGGUAUCUUUGCCCUAAAAAGUCCAGUGUUGGAGCUGCUGUGCUCAAUCAUGCAGAUGGAGACUGCUUGCGUGGCGCUGCUCACGGAUAAGGGCACGUUCAUCAAGGACGGUGUGGGGAAGAUAGAGGCAGGAUCGCUUCACUCCUUGCCUGGGGUGUGCCAAUGGACCCUUGUUCCUGAGACGCCUCAGGCGAUGGUGGUUGAGGACAUGCUCCUAGACGCCAGGACGAGCACGCGUUGGGUGGUCAACGAGCCUCCUCUCAUGCGAUUCUAUGCGGCAGCUCCUCUUCUAGCCAGCAAUGGCCACCGGCUAGGCACGCUGUGCCUGUGGGAUCAGAAGCCGCGCAGCUUUGACAGCGAGCGGAUCGCGACGCUGUGCAAUUUCUCUGAGCUUGUGGCGCGCGAAAUCGAGGCCUCUGCUGCACUUAUGUGGAAUCAGACGCUCACGCGCAAGCUACAGCGUGCCAUAGACUGCUAUCAGCAGGCGUACCUCUUCGUGGACGUGAGCCAGUCAGGCUGGGAGGUCCUGCAUGCCAACCAGGCAUUCUGCAACCGGACGGGCAUGAAGAGAGAGGACGCCGUGGGCUCAGCCUUCUGGGACAUCUUCUCCUGCGAGAGCACCAACGCUUCGGCGGAGCCCUGGGAGAAGUUCACAGAGGAGCUCAGGUCGAAGCAGACAGUCGAGUUGGAUGCCGUGAGGCGGCGUGGAGGGCAGGCUUCAACCAGCAGCACAUUCACAGCAUCGCUGAGGCCGGCCUCGACAGACAAGGUGGACAGGAAUGCGCUGAUGAUCGGCGUUCCUUCUGGCAUGCUCUCGGGAGAGGGCUGGACCAAGAAAAACAACUUCUACUUUAUUGUCAUGGACGAUGCCGAGCCCGCUGAAGCGGUGGACAAGGGCCUGUUCAGGACCGAGCCAAAGCCGACAGCGCCUGCGUGCAUGCCGGUCAUUCUCAGCACAGCCCUGGAGAUCGCUCGGGGCAUCGCCUAUCUGCACGAGCGCGAUAUCCUGCACUGCGACAUCAGUUCAACCAACGUUCUGCUGCAUUCCAGCACUGCGAACGAGCACGGCUUCUCGGCAAAAGUGGUGGACUUUGGAGCGUGCAUGCUGUCAGACAUGGAGCUUCCUGCAGAAGAGGAGUGCGCUGUGCGCGGCACAUUCACCCAUGUGGCGCCUGAGAUUGUGGACGGGCAGCGCUGCACCAAGGCAUCGGACGUAUAUGCGUUCGGGGUGCUAUUGUACGAAAUGUUCUGCGGGCAACAUCCGUGGGCGGGAUUGCAGCCUGCACAAGUGAUCUAUGCUCUGGUCUUGGAGCAGCAGUUGCUACAGGUGCCAGACAGCGCUCCCCCAGCCUACAGACAGCUGGCAACGAAGUGCAUGUCCAGGGAUCUGGCGGAUCGGCCAGGCAUCGAGGAAGUUGUGACUGAUCUGGAAGCUCAGAUCUCAGAGCUCAGCGCUGAGGUUCCACAUUUGUAAUGGGUCUGAGCUGGCCCGU